UACGGGGACCGAAACGGCAUCAUUUUGUUUUAAAGCACUUCAGCUGCUAGCCUCAAUAAAUUCGACUGCAAGCUGCUACCCCUUCUACGAUUCCUUGGCGGAGUCCAAACGGGUUCCGAUCAGUACUCGGUGGCGAUUACAACACGCUAUCGAACUUUCCGUUGAAGACAAGAGUUUAGAAGUAAACUGUAAACCACCAUGGGUGCCUCCGAGUCUAGUCUUUCAAGUUCCCAGAAACUGACAGAUGAGAUCACUACCGUCACUGAGAGAUCAGAAGCUGUGGAUCCCAUUUUGGAGAGGCUCGAAUCCCUCAAAAUUACAAGACCAAUAUUAACUUCACCUCUAAAGGAAGAAGGUAGUUUGACUGACAUUUUGGUGAGGAAGGCAUCGGCUUCUUCAGCUCCUGCAGCUGUAAAUCCAAAUGUGUUGUUGGAGCUCUUCUCGAUAUAUCGUGAUUGGCUAGAGGUGAAGGUCCAGCAGAUUAGCAAGAAACAGGUUUGUCUGUCAUGAAGAACUACUAUGAGUAGAAGACCAGUUUAUAAAAAUCUAGUUAAAUAUUGUAAACGCAUGGGAUGGGUCCUUUGAUCUGGGGGUGGGGGUCCUCAAUGGAUUAUAUUUUGUAUUUUUAGUUCUUUCUCUGAUACAGUUUUUUAUUUAGGUUGAAAUCCAGGUUGAAGUUUAGCACUAAGAUGCACACAUGCCACAUGGACGUGGAUAAUGAUAAAUUCCAUCAUGAUCUAUACUAAACUUGUUUAUAGGUUAGGGUCACAUGUAAAUUGAUUUUCAAGUAGUGCUUGCAACUUUUCAAUGCUCAUGUUUAGGUUUU
Molecule: messenger RNA, 826 nt
Organism: Populus euphratica (Euphrates poplar)
Lineage: Eukaryota; Viridiplantae; Streptophyta; Magnoliopsida; Malpighiales; Salicaceae
Exons: 4
Coding region: 199-510 (103 amino acids)
Source: RefSeq, a predicted model, not a curated record